Messenger RNA from Eutrema salsugineum, 1383 nucleotides. Its product is annotated as protein TRIGALACTOSYLDIACYLGLYCEROL 3, chloroplastic. Gene Ontology annotation, molecular function: ATP binding; ATP hydrolysis activity. The transcript has 10 exons. The record is from RefSeq and is a predicted model, not a curated record. Lineage: Eukaryota; Viridiplantae; Streptophyta; Magnoliopsida; Brassicales; Brassicaceae. Bases 170 to 1147 code for a protein of 325 amino acids.
AAACGUAGCUUUCUUUAAUCGGUGAAGAAAAAAAGCAAUUUUCGCCGCAAAGAAGUUUCCUGUAAAUCCCACACCUUGAUCAGUGUUAAUUUCUGGGUCAAUUUUCUCCAAAAUCGGUAACGAAUUUGUUCACCUACAAUCCGUUCUUCAAGAUCCAAAACUCAGAAUCAUGCUUUCGUUAUCCUCUUCUUCGUUGGUACUUCCGAAUUUACACUGCAAUGGUUCUAACCGAUCAUUCGUUGUGGGAAGAAAGAGUAUUAGUUCGUUGCGUUGUUGCAUAGCCACUAAAUUCGAUAGUCUCUCUAAAUCAGGAGGAGGUCUGCGUAAACAGCUAGAGCCUGAGAAUGAUUCCGAUGUUCUUAUAGAAUGUCGAGAUGUUUACAAAUCAUUUGGGGAGAAACAUAUCUUGAAAGGUGUUAGCUUUAAGAUUAGACAUGGAGAAGCUGUUGGGGUGAUUGGUCCUUCUGGGACUGGAAAAUCAACAAUUUUAAAGAUCAUGGCUGGUCUUCUUGCUCCAGACAAGGGAGAGGUUUAUAUACGAGGGAAAAAACGAGCUGGUUUGAUUAGUGAUGAGGAAAUAUCAGGACUUCGUAUUGGCUUGGUAUUUCAGAGCGCAGCUCUCUUUGAUUCUCUAACAGUUCGUGAAAACGUUGGUUUUCUUCUUUAUGAAAAAUCAAAAAUGUCUGAGAAUCAAAUAUCUGAGCUCGUGACACAAACCUUGGCAGCUGUUGGUUUGAAGGGGGUUGAGAAUCGACUACCUUCUGAGCUAUCUGGUGGGAUGAAGAAAAGGGUUGCUUUAGCUCGCUCACUAAUUUUUGAUACAACAAAAGAAGUCAUAGAGCCAGAGGUGCUCUUGUAUGAUGAGCCAACUGCUGGACUUGAUCCAAUUGCAUCAACUGUAGUUGAAGAUCUUAUACGGUCUGUUCACAUGACGGAUGAGGAUGCACUUGCAAAACCUGGAAAAAUCGCUUCUUAUCUGGUUGUCACCCAUCAACAUAGCACCAUUCAAAGAGCUGUGGACAGGUUAUUGUUUCUGUAUGAAGGAAAGAUCGUUUGGCAAGGAAUGACAAAUGAGUUUACAACCUCAACAAAUCCAAUAGUUCAACAGUUUGCUACAGGCAGCCUCGAUGGACCAAUCAGAUACUAAGGGAUGCAAACCAAGACAAUAUUGGAUCGAAGAAGUGGUGAGGCAUGGUGAUACAUUGUCUGGAUUCUGGCAAACAUAUGCCAAUUAGUUGAGUUGUGUAUGUAGCCUCUCUUCUUGCUCCCAUUAAGAUUCUAAAGAAACUGUUUAGAGCAAAUGAUUCAAAAGAACUUCAAUUCUUCCAAAAACAAAGCUUAGCUUACUUGUAAUCUAGUGAAAUUAUUAUAACCAUUGGGUUU